Molecule: messenger RNA, 1012 nt
Organism: Hyaloscypha bicolor E
Lineage: Eukaryota; Fungi; Ascomycota; Leotiomycetes; Helotiales; Hyaloscyphaceae
Exons: 2
Coding region: 421-708 (95 amino acids)
Source: RefSeq, a predicted model, not a curated record
CUUGUUGCGGCCGUACCUAUCGAUACGUUCUCCAGACGUAGGACGACUCCCGUCGUUCUGUGCCACGCCACACAAACCUCAUUUUACUCCUCUUAUGGCUUCUGCCAUUCAUCCCUUCAUAGUCCUUCCGCAACAAAGCUGCUCGAUAUGAAGGAGAGUGUCAGACCGUCUAAUGCCAAAGACGCGUUCGGAGGGAAGCCUUCUAUGGAAUUUUGAGAGUGCCUCACAGCUGUCCUUAUUAGAGGACCUGAGGAAAGCUGGCGCGCGGUUACGUUGUCAUUCAACUGUUGGAAGCUCUGAGCUGGUGCCUCUUCCGCUUUCGAAAUCUGCUCCGUGUUCGAUCAUCUGCCACCAUAUUCCCUCCAUCACAGCGAAACAACUGCCUUCGAGCUUCCCCUCUACCGUUUGCGACACAUCUACAUGCCGGAGAUAAUUUGCAACCGAGUGAACUGCGGCAAGAUACUCGCCGAUGGAGAAGCGCUGCUUGAGCACCUGAGGAGGGAUCAUCCGACCAACAUACAAUGCUAUCUGUGCCUGGCAACAUUUGGCACCAACAACAAGGCAUUGAUUGAUCACUUUGAAGAGAAGCACCCAGAGGUGGAUGGGGACCUGAAAGUACCCUGCACAUAUCCCGGUUGUCGGAAAACGGCUGUGAAUUCAUGGUACCUGAGUCAGCAUCUUGUUUUGGACCAUGGCGUUAGGCGUUAGAUAAGAUGUGGGAUAUACCCUAGUGCGAAGUUGGAGCGAGAACCGUAGUUAAAUGAUCUCAUUGUUGUGAGAUUGAGAUUGAUAUUGAUGGCAAUUGCAAGAUUCCCUGCGUUGUACGCAUUGCUGUUAUUGCUCGUUAAUUCGUGGCCUCUAAUCUGAUAAUAGAAGCGCAGAUCAUAAAAUACCGACACGAGAGCGGACGGUUGAAGCUCAAUAUUAUUCCGAGCGUUUCUGCAUUCUUGUCUGCUUGCAAAGGAUCUGGUUGUUUGACGAUUACCAGAGCCUUGUCAAGAGUAACCCUUUC